CGCGGGGCGGGGCCGGCGGCGCGGCGGGCGGGGCGGCGCUGGAGCCGAGGAGGAAGGAGCGCCGCCAUUUUGGGAGCUUCGAGUCAACAAUAAAGGGCCGAGGGUGCGAGCGGAGCGGCCUCGGCGAUUGAAGUGAGUGAAUUCAGUUAUAUAACCAAACUUCGUUAGAGAACCUUUAAAAAAUAAAAAGUUGAUUCGGUGCAUGAGAGCAAGUUACUGCUGCUUACUGUUCACAGACUUACAGGUGCUUGCCUGCAUUGCAAUAAAGGACUCAAUAUUGAGCAAGACUUAUAUUUAUCUCUUCAUUUUGGAGAGCCUAAUAAACUGUAUUACAGUUUCUCUACUGAUUUUCAAAAGUUUUGAAGUUUGGAAGAGACAUCUGUACAUUUAAUACAGCAUGAGCACGGCCAGAACAGAGAACCCUGUUAUAAUGGGUCUGUCCAGUCAAAAUGGUCAGCUGAGGGGCCCUGUGAAGCCCAGUGGUGGCCCCGGAGGAGGGGGCACACCGACACAGCAACAGAUGAACCAACUGAAAAACACCAACACAAUCAAUAACGGCACUCAGCAGCAGGCACAGAGUAUGACCACCACUAUUAAACCUGGUGAUGACUGGAAAAAGACUUUAAAACUCCCUCCAAAGGAUCUAAGAAUCAAAACUUCGGAUGUAACCUCCACAAAAGGAAAUGAGUUUGAAGAUUACUGUUUAAAGCGGGAGUUACUGAUGGGAAUUUUUGAAAUGGGCUGGGAAAAGCCAUCUCCUAUUCAGGAGGAGAGCAUUCCCAUCGCUUUAUCUGGUAGGGAUAUUUUAGCUAGAGCAAAAAAUGGAACGGGCAAGAGUGGUGCCUACCUCAUUCCCUUACUUGAACGGCUAGACCUGAAGAAGGACAAUAUACAAGCAAUGGUGAUUGUUCCUACAAGAGAACUUGCUCUACAGGUCAGUCAAAUCUGCAUCCAGGUCAGCAAACACAUGGGAGGGGCCAAAGUGAUGGCAACCACAGGAGGAACCAAUUUACGUGAUGACAUAAUGAGGCUCGAUGACACAGUGCACGUGGUAAUCGCUACCCCUGGGAGAAUCCUGGAUCUUAUCAAGAAAGGAGUAGCAAAAGUUGAUCAUGUCCAGAUGAUAGUAUUGGAUGAGGCAGAUAAGUUGCUGUCACAGGAUUUUGUGCAAAUAAUGGAGGAUAUUAUUCUCACGCUACCUAAAAACAGACAGAUUUUAUUAUAUUCCGCUACUUUUCCUCUUAGUGUACAGAAGUUCAUGAAUUCCCAUUUGCAGAAACCCUAUGAGAUUAACCUGAUGGAGGAAUUAACUUUGAAGGGAGUAACCCAGUACUACGCAUAUGUAACUGAGCGCCAAAAAGUACACUGCCUCAACACACUGUUCUCCAGGCUUCAGAUAAAUCAGUCGAUCAUUUUCUGUAACUCCUCUCAGCGAGUUGAAUUGCUAGCCAAGAAGAUUUCUCAACUGGGUUAUUCCUGCUUCUAUAUCCAUGCUAAAAUGAGGCAGGAACAUCGAAAUCGUGUCUUUCAUGAUUUCCGAAAUGGCUUAUGCCGCAAUCUUGUUUGCACUGAUUUGUUUACCCGAGGUAUUGAUAUACAAGCUGUGAAUGUGGUAAUAAACUUUGACUUCCCAAAGCUGGCAGAGACCUAUCUUCAUCGUAUUGGAAGAUCAGGUCGCUUUGGUCAUCUUGGCUUAGCUAUCAACUUGAUCACAUAUGAUGAUCGCUUCAACCUGAAAAGUAUUGAGGAGCAGCUGGGAACAGAAAUUAAACCUAUCCCGAGCAACAUUGACAAGAGCCUGUAUGUGGCGGAAUACCACAGCGAGCCUGUAGAAGAUGACAAACCGUAACAAGCAUGCUUUAACAAACUGAAGAAGGCUUGCUUGGAUCUGUGACACAUCAUUUGGGGGGGAUGCUCUUCUCUUUGUGGGUUUUUCAUCUUUUAUUUUGGAACUAUGAAGACUUAAAAGAACUCAGACAUUUUUUUCUUUUUUAACUGGUGAAGAGAAAAAAGCUGAAAAGAAGGAAUUUGCCUUUUUUGUUCCACUUGUUUGCACUGUGUGCUGACUGAACAUUAGUUGCACUAACUGCUGGAUUUUUAAAAAUGUUUUCUGGGGAAAGGGGGACAAGGAAGGAGGAGAAAGAAGAGAAGGGAGAAACCCUAAAAAGAGAAGAAUCUUGAUGAACACACAAGCUUGUCUAUUAUUUCCGAAUUCUCCAACAGCUGACUCUUGUGCAUUUCAACUUCUCCCUGAUGACUCAUCCGUUUUUUAAGCCUGAAGAGCUUAUUACUUAUUUGUGCGAAGUGCCUUAUGCUAUGAGACCAUUCAGAAUAUCAUCUUCUAGACACAGCCCAAGGAAUCAACAAUAGUAAUUCUUUCCUUUUUUUCUUUUUCUUUUUCUUUUAAAACGUUUUAUUUCAUUUUGGUUUCACUUUGGAGUCUCUUUUCCCUUUCGACCCAGUACUCAAGCCCAGGGCUGAAGGAUGAAGCCUAUUAGUAAUGUUAAGCACCAUUUUUUUUCUUUAAGUGGAGGAGUUGAUAUGCAACUGCAGUUCAUCCGCACUGUAAAUACAUGUAUUUAAGAAACAACCACACAAUCCCAAGCAAAAGUUUCUUCUGGGCUGAGUAGAUGCAACAUCACUGCUCCCAAAGGAAAGAGCGUCUGUCGCCGCAGGAGCCAUACAGCUAGCCUCUGUGCUCUGGAACCCUGAGACUGGUCACGUGCUCUCCAUGCGCAGCUAGGGCACUGAGGCGUAGCCUGUCGGCCUUGACCUCUUUCCUCUGUGGCAGAGCGUGUCCCAUAGAAAACUGGGUGUGUACACUUGUAUAAACUUUGUAAAUACGUUUUUUUCUGCGUUCAUAUAUAUGUGUAUAUAUAUAUAUACAUACAUAUAUAUAUACAUACAUAUAUAUAUAUCUUUUUUUUUUAUGAAGGUUGCUGGGAUUAAGGGGAUUAGAGUGAUUAUGGGAGCAGCUAAGAUGAGAGGGGCUCAGUUUUCCGCAACACUAAAUUCUAGAAAGUACUUUGACCUCUUACUGUAGCGAGCAGACUCCUGUGGGGACCCUGUGCUGAGAAAGGGCCCCGGAGUCUUCACUGCGGCUGCCACACUGUCUCUGGCGUCUUUAGAGGAGGCCUGCCGAGGGAGCAAGGAAACUUCAAACACCCGUCCAGCUUUGAAAGACUCUGAUUGUGCUUUUUUCCCCCUUUUUAAAAGUUUGAGAAACUUUUUAAGCUCUGCAAAAGGGGACAAAGAAUGUGCAUCGCAGUGCAGGAACUCCCUUGAGCGGCAGUGAUUGAGCAAUGGAUGUAUAAAGCGUGGGUUUGCCUUGCACAAUAUUAGCCAUUACCAGCUCCGGGGAGGUUAGCAGUUCUGGGCUCCGUUUCCGUGGGUCACUUCCUGUGCUGUUGCCCUCUGCCCACUUGGACACGUAAACUUGCAGGGAUGGCAACCCUGAGAGCUGCUGCCUGCCCUCCGCUAGCUUUGUGACGAGAACUGUCCUGUUCGCAGUGUAAAUCGCUGGCAGUGCUUUACAGUCAAUAGUGUUGCAUUAAAUUGUGCCCCUCCCAACAUGCUUGAUGUUUGGCCUGAUCUCCAGGCAAAAGGAGUGGGAUGAAUCAAAACCAGUGAACUUUUUUUAAAAAAACAUUUUUAAUUCCCCUUUAACCCAGUGUACUAGGUCAAUCAGGAGGCAUCUAGGGUUAAAAAAAAAAAAAGGCAAAAUAAUUUUUCCCCCCCAUAUUCCAUUGUUUUUCAAAGCCCUAAAAUAGUACAAGUCCUUCCUAUGUUUUCAUGCUUAACUCAUCUGGAUAAAGAAAUCAGUUAUUCAAAGUUGCUUUGUUGACUCUGUGUAGUUCUAAACAAAAAUGAUUUGUGACUCACCCAAAAUUCCUUGAAGAUCAAAAUCCUACAGAUGCCUCCUGAUGAGACAGCCCUAAUCUCUUCACAACUAGCAAGAGCUGCACAGUACAAGCCCCAACAAGCUCGUUCAUUGGGUGUCCACGCCACGGGCUCUUCUGCAGCCAGUGUUGGCAACUAAGUACAAGCCCUGCUUAAGGGAGUAACUUUCCAGGGAGGAGAAAAGGGAGGGAAUUUUAAAAGGCAUCAACUUUUGACCAAAAAAAUAUAUCUUACUGUGUACUGAUGCAGCACUCUCUCCCCCAUCUCUGGCAAGAUAAGAGGGAUCAUUCUAGAAGAAAAGCAAGAAAGCUAAUAAAUGCAGUUUUAUAUCUCGCUAGAGUGCGAGUGAUUAUAAACAGCACAGUCCUCUCUGCCAUCCUCAGACUGUCUGCUUGGUGCCACGUGCCUGUGGGUCCCUCUUAAAGCACAGACUUUAAGUUGAAAGUAUUACUGAGUACAGCCUCGGAUGAGGGGUGGCACUUAACUGUCUGGGACACCAGGACUGGACGCGGUCUUGUACAGGCGCUGUCCAGUUUUGGUGCUUGACUCUUGAAUAGGAAUUGUAAAAUGGAAAGAUGCUCUAAGACAGCGGUCGCCAGCCGGUGGCCCGCGGACCGCUGGUGGUCCGUGAGGUCCGAAAGUUGGCGACCGCUGCUCUAAGGACUAGGUGAAAUCCUAGUCUCUCUUUUUAAAUCCCCUUCACAAUAAGGAGCAUUUGUUACUAUUGGGAAUCGUUUUCGUGUUCUUCCUGUGUAGGGUGUUUAAGUAAUGGUGAUAUUUUUCCAGUGGUUCAUUCACUUGGAUGAAAACUAUUCCCUCUAAAUAUUUACAUAACCUCAGCCCAUUGUCCAGCCUGCGGUUAUGGCUGCCUCUGGGCCGUUUUGUCUCUCCCCAUACAUGGAGAGACUUGCCUUUCCUUUAGGAUCGGACUAAAUUCCAAAAUGAUCUUCCGUGGGAAGAAGUACAGGAGAGAGAAAAACCUAAAUUCGUCUCUAAAUUUUCAAGUUUGCCCUGCACCAUAGUAAGGGUUGGCCCCAAAGGGGGGGGUGGGGGGAGGGUGGUUAUCAAUACUUGUUUUCAGAAUGAGAUGGGAGCAUCUUUCCUUUGCCGUGUGCUUUGUGUUCGAUACCAUCAUGCUUGGGUUAGAACCAGACGACUCAGCACAAAGCCGGGAGUGUCCUUUGUUGGAAUCAAACAUCUCAUUCUGAUCACUUGGCUUAAUUUUUUUUCUUUUUUUUUUAUAGGGGUGGGAGGGAGGUGACUGCCCCAAGGGGAGGGUGUCCGCAAGGAGGAUUUAGAAACACUUUGAAGCUCAUAGCCACAGACAUUGCCUUUAGCCACACUCUGCCCUUCUAGAUGAGUAACACGAAGAUGAAAUAAAUUCUUGGGAAUUAAGCCAUGUUAUUUUAAUUUGCCACUUUGUUCAGCAUUGUAUGUAUCUUAAAAAUUGUUACUGUGGAAUCAUUUUCUGGCAAUUAUCUUUGUCAAACAAUAAUUGGCCUCGUGGGAGUUGACAUUAGUCAACUUGGUGAACUUGAGUGAGCUUGUGGUUCUGUAUAUCCUUAAAGAUAGUUUUUAAAAAUCAAAAAAAAAAAAAAGUCUCCUGAUCUAAAAACUCAUCUCUGGGGUAAAGAGUUAAGGGUUCAAAGGCCGUGACAGCUGAUGAGGUCCGCAGGAGCCAGCCUGCACUGGACUCUGCCCCUCCGCAGCUGACAGGCUCCAACAGGAAAUGUGUUUAAGUUCUCGCAGGCAAUGCUGGGCAGGGGAGGGGAGGGGUGGGAUAUGAGGAUACAAGCUACUGUGUUUAACCAGUGGUUGUGGGGGAGGGGUGCCUGGAGGAAACAAAGUCACUAUUCCCUUUUUGAAACAAAAGUAAAACCUGAAAAUUUUUGUUCAAUGAAAAUGGGGUAUAAUUUCACUGUCCCUAGCCACAAGGGACCAGUUCCACUGAGAAGUGAACAGUGGGGACUCAAAACUUUGCAAACAUUUGGGGGAAGGGACGAUUGGCUUUCUGUUAAUUGGCAAAUGUUCCAGUGGGGCUUCCUUUUUGUUGGGCGUUACAUUGUAGAUGCACAUGUGGACCAGAGUCUCUGUUGAGGUUAUAAAGUUCAGAAAAGAUGGUUGAUAAAAAUCUUUGCUUUUGUUAAUUUAUCUCAAUAAAGCCCACUGGAACUCCA
Messenger RNA from Pipistrellus kuhlii (Kuhl's pipistrelle), 6077 nucleotides. It is a transcript of the gene DDX6, whose product is annotated as DEAD-box helicase 6. The record is from RefSeq and is a predicted model, not a curated record. Gene Ontology annotation, biological process: P-body assembly; cytoplasmic stress granule assembly. Gene Ontology annotation, cellular component: cytoplasmic stress granule; P-body. The transcript has 14 exons. Gene Ontology annotation, molecular function: RNA helicase activity; mRNA binding; ATP binding. Bases 398 to 1849 code for a protein of 483 amino acids. Lineage: Eukaryota; Metazoa; Chordata; Mammalia; Chiroptera; Vespertilionidae.